This is a messenger RNA of Biomphalaria glabrata, 1276 nucleotides long. Its product is annotated as post-GPI attachment to proteins factor 2-like. The transcript is spliced from 6 exons. The record is from RefSeq and is a predicted model, not a curated record. The coding region runs from base 256 to 1038 and encodes 260 amino acids. Lineage: Eukaryota; Metazoa; Mollusca; Gastropoda; Planorbidae. Gene Ontology annotation, biological process: GPI anchor biosynthetic process. Gene Ontology annotation, cellular component: endoplasmic reticulum membrane; Golgi membrane.
UUCGCAGAGUAGCACUAGUCUAGAUAUCUAGAGUUAUUAGAGAUCUAGAAGACCAAAGUGGAGACUUCACACUUACACUAGCCUACAUCUAGUCCGAGUCUCCAAAUUCAGACUCUCUAGAUAGUAGAGAUAUACACUAUGAUAGACUCUAAUCUAUGUUCUAGUGGAUGAUUCUAGUUAAAUCUAGCAUUUUCUCUAGAAUCCAGAGAAUUGAUCUAGACUUCCUUGUCUGGAAAGAUCGCUACCAACUGGACAAUGUCUUCAGAAACAAAACAAAUUAGAUCAGCACUUUUCCAGUUAUCUUUUCCUUUCAUGGGAAAGAUAGUCUGCGGUCUUCCUCUUUUCGCAACAUUUUUUUGUGUUCUCUGGUCAGUUUUAUUUGACUUUGAAAAAGCCACAGCAACUCAUUGCAGGGUGAACAACUAUCUACCUUCAAUCAGCGCUGCUAUUGGAGGAUUUACACCCCAGCGCUAUGUUUGGAGAAUUUGUAUCGCUUUUCAUGCAGCCCCUCGUCUUAUGAUUGCCUGGGCCUACUACAACUUUCAUACCUCAGUGCAUGCUGGGAAACACAAUGAACUUUACAAGGCUGGUGCAGCUUUGACAAGUCUCUGUCAUGUGAUAGAGGUUACUGCCCUUGUUGGACUGACAUAUAUAUCUUCUUUAGACAAUCAUGGCCUUCAUGAAACACUCUUUAUAGUAUUUAUGGCCUCCUCUCUGGUCUACAUGCUGCUGACUAUACUUCUGUUUUACUGGGGACGCUCACGCAAUGGCAGUUUCCUGACGCUAGAGGAGUCCAGAUCCUUCUCAUGGAAACAAAGAUUGUUCCUUACAAAUAUCUCCAUAUUUUUAUUCUCUGUCUACGUUUUCUUUAGACACAACUGGUACUGUGAACCUGGAGUCUACACAAUCUUUGCAGCCUGUGAGUACACAGUCGUGGUCACCAACAUUUGUUUUCAUUACACUGCUGUCCUAGAUUUCAGAUGUCAGAAGUUUUUGUUGACAGGCUCUGGUGACAUGGGCUAUUUACCUUACACGUAAUAACUAUUGUAAAACAAAACAUAUUUAUUGUUUUUAAUGAUAAACUCUUAAAAUGUAAAUAUAUAUAUAUAUAUGUUGGUGUAUGAUGAUAGAUCUAGAAUGUUUGUUUAAGAUUACUCUAGUGUACAUUCAGUUUGACUGGUGGAUGAUUUGACAUUCCAUUGCAUGCGUACAAAAACAUUAAUGUCAUUGUUCAUUAUUUCAUAAUAAAUUCAUUGUCACAGUUCUUUAUAUUUCA